UCUUUUUGGGUUUUUUCCUUCUCGUCCUUACGGGUUCUCGGUCUCGCCCUCUAAAGUGCUCUGCUCUCUGCUUCUCGGCUUCAUCAGAUUUCUCUUCACUCUUCGCCUUUGCAGUGAUGUUGUAGCCAUGGGUUCGCCGUGGUUUGUGGGUUUCAGUUAGGAUCGGUGUUAGAGGAUUUCGGUUUUGUUGUCCAUCGGCUUUGGAGGUUUAUGGGUUUUGGUUUGAAUCACUGAUUCUGGGUUUAUUGGUGAUUUGCGGAUGGUUACAAAUUUCUGGGUUUGUGUACUGAUGCCGAUGCUGUUGUGCUAAGUAUGCAUGUUGUUGCUGUUGAGGCAUAGACUAAAUUUCAUGAUGAAUAUACGUUGCUUUCAAAGGAGCUUCUCUGCUGCUUCUCUGGCCCCAGUGCAGCUUCCAUCUCCAAUGGAAGCCCAUUUAUGGUAUAUAUUACCUAAUGAGGUGAAGAAUGCAAGCCUUCUUAAUCAAUAUUUGGAAAUUCUAUCACCAUGUGAGAAAGAAAAUGUUUUCCGUAUGCGUGGAGAUCAGCUCCAAAGAAGAGCCCUGCUUGCCCGUGCAUUGGUUCGCACUACCAUUGCAAGAUAUCAUACAAAUAGUCAAGUUGAACCAAGAUCCUUGAAGUUUAACAAGAAUAUAUAUGGGAAGCCUGAGGUAGAGUGGCAAGAUGUUGAUGGCUCACACAUACCACCAUUGCAUUUCAACAUUUCACACACUUCUUCUAUGAUAGCUUGUGGAGUGACUGUGAAUUCAGCAAUUGGUAUUGAUGUGGAAGAGAAGCAACGGAAGUUGAAGAAUAAUAUCUUAGCAUUUGCUCGAAGGUACUUUUCUCCUUAUGAAGUGGGACUUUUAACUGCCAUUUCAGACCCUGAAUUUCAGCGUCAGGAGUUUAUAAAAUUAUGGACUCUCAAGGAGGCAUAUGUGAAAGCAUUGGGGAGGGGCUUCUCAGCUGCACCUUUUAAAACCUUUACCAUUCGAUUUAGGACUGCUACAGGUGGACAUCUUUCUGAGUAUAGAGAUUCUGAGGCAUUUGAUGUAGUUGUUGAUUCUUUUGAUGAUCCCAAGAACCUGACAAGCAAUUGGCAAUUUGCUCUCAUAGAAUUGGCUGGUUCUCAUUAUGCUGCUGUUUGCAUUGAAGGGGAUAGAACCACUGAAGGCAAUGGGACCCGCCCAAUGAAAUUGACAGUGCGGAGAACCAUUCCAUUUGUUGAAGAUGAAUGUGUUUCUGGAACUGAUGCUGUGGUAGCAAUAGUUGGCUUAACUUAAGAAUCAUAAAUGAUUAAUGGUUUUCAUUGUGAACUCAGCUCUCCGACCUUUCCAAAUUGUGUUUAUUAAGCAAUUGGAGAGUAUAACUUAACAGUAUUAUUAUUUACUAUCAGCAAUGCACCUCUGCUUUGCCUGUAGAAUGGAUAUCA
This is a messenger RNA of Quercus lobata, 1428 nucleotides long. Its product is annotated as 4'-phosphopantetheinyl transferase HetI-like. The transcript has 9 exons. Gene Ontology annotation, molecular function: holo-[acyl-carrier-protein] synthase activity; magnesium ion binding. Lineage: Eukaryota; Viridiplantae; Streptophyta; Magnoliopsida; Fagales; Fagaceae. The coding region runs from base 317 to 1279 and encodes 320 amino acids. Gene Ontology annotation, cellular component: cytosol. The record is from RefSeq and is a predicted model, not a curated record.